Molecule: messenger RNA, 1568 nt
Organism: Carya illinoinensis
Lineage: Eukaryota; Viridiplantae; Streptophyta; Magnoliopsida; Fagales; Juglandaceae
Product: caffeic acid 3-O-methyltransferase 1-like
Exons: 4
Coding region: 192-1301 (369 amino acids)
Biological process (GO): methylation
Molecular function (GO): protein dimerization activity; O-methyltransferase activity; S-adenosylmethionine-dependent methyltransferase activity
Source: RefSeq, a predicted model, not a curated record
AAAUUUUCCAAAGAUUAUCCAUAGACGGAUGAAGAGGACAAACGUGCUUUGAAAAUCAUCCUCUAAUAUCUCAGAUGGUUAUGAAAUAUUCAAAGGUCUGGUUCCAAUAAACAAGAUCCCUGCAGCUACCUAGCAUCCUUGACCUCACUCAUCAAAUUUAUACACUUUUAUUUGAUAUCAAAACCACGUACAUGAGCUCUAAGGAAAGUCAGAUGGGAACAUCCUCUACUGAAGAUCAGGAGAGUGUCUCCGAGUAUGCUAUGCAACUAACAGGUGCAUCGGUGCUGCCCAGUGUGCUGAAAGCAGCAAUAGAUCUUGGUGUUCUUGAGAUUAUUGGGAAAGCAGGUCCUGGAGCCCUUCUCUCUGCUUCCCAAAUAGCAUCCCAGCUCCCCACUCACAGCAACGCCAACCUUGUUUCGUCUAAUUUGCUUCUUGAUUGUAUGCUACGCGUUCUAGCUAGCCACUCAAUUCUUACUUGCUCUAUCACCCACCAGAACGAUGGCCACGUUCUCAGGCUUUAUGGUUUGGCUCCUGUCUCAAAAUACUUUGACCGAAACCAGGAUGGUGGAACACUGGCUCUCCUAUUAGAUCUUGUGCAGAACAAGGUCAUCAUGAGUACCUGGGACCAUUUGAAAGACGCAGUUCUGGAAGGUGUACUACCCUUUAACAAGGCUCAUGGGAUGAACAUGAGUGAGUUUGUGCUAAAAGAUGCAAGACUCCGUGAAACAUAUGUGGGCUCAAUGAAAGGUUUCAACCAAGUAAUUUUGGAGAAGAUCCUUGAGACGUACAAGGGCUUUGAAGGUCUGAAGUCGCUUGUGGAUGUGGGCGGUGGUGAUGGCACCAUCCUUAACAUUAUCAUAUCCAAGUACCCUGCCAUCAAGGGUGUUAACUUUGACUUGGCUUCCGUUAUAGAAAACUUGCCCUCCUAUCCUGGUAUUGAGCACGUUGCAGGAGACAUGUUUGUAAGCAUUCCAAAAGGGGAUGCCAUUUUCAUGAAGUGGAUAAUCCAUCAGCACGUCGACAAAGAUAGCUUGAAGGUACUAAAAAACUGUUACGAAGCGCUACCAGAGCGUGGGAAAGUGAUACUAGUUGAUAUGGUGGUUCCAGAAGUCUCAGAAACUAGUGCUGCUCAUAAAAGCUUCUUUCAGUUAUAUUUGUUCCUGCUGAAUUCGAACCCGCUGGGUCAGGAGAGGACAGAAAGAGAAUUCGAAAGUUUGGCAAAAGCAGCAGGAUUUUCUAGUAUUCAGGUGGCAGGCUUUGCUUGUGGCUUUUCAGUCGUGGAGUUCUACAAGAAUAUGUAGCAUUUUGGUCAUGACAUGUUCAUGCCUGUAUCAGUAGCCCUAUGUAAUAAUAACAACAAAAUCCCACUAAGCAAUGCAAUGUUCUAACUCCCGGCUCAUAUCAUAUAAUGUUUAGUCAUGACUGAGUGGCUGAGCCUCUACACUGUGUUGUGGUGCGGUAGAGUUUUUCUAGCUCAGUUUUGGUUGUUGCUUCAUGCUUGGCGUGCUCCUUGUUGCUCUUGUUGCUUCUGUAUUACACUAGUUAUCGCUUAUGCUGAAUUUUUGCUA